AUAUUAAAGGGAAUUCUUUUAGGUGUGGUGGAGAACUGUUUGCCGGGAACAGUGAUCGAUCACACCGUAACGCGCACCGAUGUUACUGAAUUGUUUAUGCAGUCGCACAAAGUAAUCAAGGGGACUGGCAAGAUACCAGCCUAUACUGUUUUGGUUAACGAAGCUGAAAUGAGCAUGGAUGAAUUGCAAGCGUUUAUCAACGCUCUUUGCUAUGCGCAUCAGAUUACAAACUCGGCGAUCUCUCUUCCCGAGCCUAUUUAUCAGGCCGAUGAAUGGGCGAAAAGAGGGCGCAAUAACUUUCGAGCUAUGUACAAACAAGGGCACGAUUUGCCGUGGAAGAAUAACGCUGUUAAUUGGAAUGAAGUUACGGAGAAGCUGUGUUACAAGGGGCAUCUGCUGGAGUUAACGCGUUCGAAUGCAUAA
Gongylonema pulchrum is the source of this 423-nucleotide messenger RNA. NCBI's taxonomy places the organism in Eukaryota, Metazoa, Nematoda, Chromadorea, Rhabditida, Gongylonematidae. The record is from the annotation of a GenBank genome assembly.